GUUCCGCAGUCGGACAAUGAAUGAAGUUUGAAUGAAAUGUUAGUUUUUAGAGUUUUACAUUAUGUUGUCGCCGUGUUUAUUUCUGGAAUCUUUGACAAAGCUCUAACAGCAGUGAUCCAAACACAGCAGACUGUGCUGGCAGCAGUGGCAGAAGAUGCUGAAUUCAGCUGUCAGCUCUUGGAGACUAAAGACGUCCUUCAGGUCACAUGGCAGAAAAUCUCAGGUGAUGGAGGGGAGAAUGUUGCCACCUACAACAAGUACUUUGGUCAGAGAGUGAAUGCUGGAUUUACUGAUAAAUUCCAGUUUAAAUAUACUGGACUACAGAACUGCUCCAUAGUCAUCAGGAAUGUGAUGGAGCAGGAUGAAGGCUGCUAUCACUGUCUGUUUAACACUUAUCCUGAAGGCUCCUUCACUGGUAAACCCUGCCUCCAAGUCUAUGAGCUGCAUGAACCUGUUCUUGAUGUCAGAGAGUCAAACUCUCCUGCAGAGUGGGUUGUUUCCUGUUCAGCCACUGGUCGACCUGCUCCCACUGUAACACUCAGUGUCUCACAACAACACCUCAGCUUCUCCCAGUACAACACUGUCAGUGUGUCCAACACCAACACUACAUUCACUGUCACCACUACAGCUGUGCUCUCAGGUUCACGGAGAAACAGCACACAGGUGGGAUGUGCAGCACGAGUGCUCUCUGCUCCUCAGAUAGAGGUCAUUCAGGUCUUUCCUGAGGAUGAUCAUGAUGAUGAUGGUGUGGAUGGGAAAUCUGGAUCUAAUCACAGAAGUUCAGGAAUCAGGAUUUCAGUCAUUUCCUCCUCUGUGUUGUUGGCUGCCUGUGGUUGUGUUGCUACACUGAUCUCUGCCCAACUUCGAAACAGGCCUCAGAGCAGUCCGACUCACAAUGAGCUCCAGAUGAAGGAGACACCUGAAACUAGAAACAUUUAAGAAAUCAUCUUCAGUCAAACAAGGUGACAUCAGCUCAGAAAGAAGACAUCUACUGAUAAACCCUUUUACCACACUGCGUUUUGUUAAACAAACUGGUGCUACAAUUGUGUAAUUUUUAUGUCAUCUCUUGGUGCUAUUUUUUCUACAUUUAAAUAUUUAUUUAAUACUGGUGAGAAAAUGUUAGUUAUAGAACGUGAUGUUUUGUUAUCUUGUUUUGCAGCUAUUUUGUAUUAAAUUAAUUUAAAUGGGAAUUUUGAAAAUCAGCAGGAGAGAUUAACAUGAAACCUUUCUCCUCGUGCUAAUGCACACAAUCAUAAUGAACACCUCUGAAAACUUUACAAUAUGAACAUAUUUCUACCUGAAACUACACUAACUGGCAGCUGAGGUCUCUUUGAGACAUUUACUGGUCAAUAAAUAAAUAUUUGUAGGAAAAAGCUCCACAUAUACACUGUUAAAUCUUUCUGUUACACAAUCCAGAAGUAUUUGUCAGUCUGAUAACAUAAAACGUUUUUUAUGUUUUUUACACAUUGUUCUAACAUUUUAAUGUUUCUGGUUUGACAAAUCUGCAAACAAAGCACUAAUUAUCAAACAUGUUUAAUGUAGAUUUUAGGUAUCUGCUUCUUCUUCUCUGUGUCACUCUGACCUCACUGAAAGGCUCUAUAUUGUCUUAUUCUGUCUCCAUGCAGUCUUACAGAUAUCCCACAUGUUGAUCUGUCAGUCUAAAAACAUGCAGACAGCUGUCACACUCUGUCCUGCUGAGUGAGUCCUUUGCAAAGAUAAAUAAAUCUCAUAAU
Archocentrus centrarchus (flier cichlid) is the source of this 1733-nucleotide messenger RNA. RefSeq names its product OX-2 membrane glycoprotein-like. Gene Ontology annotation, cellular component: cell surface; neuronal cell body; axon. NCBI's taxonomy places the organism in Eukaryota, Metazoa, Chordata, Actinopteri, Cichliformes, Cichlidae. The record is from RefSeq and is a predicted model, not a curated record. The coding region runs from base 37 to 939 and encodes 300 amino acids. Gene Ontology annotation, biological process: heterotypic cell-cell adhesion; negative regulation of neuroinflammatory response. The transcript is spliced from 7 exons. Gene Ontology annotation, molecular function: cell-cell adhesion mediator activity.